UCAUCUCGAGCUGUUGCCAACUCUCUGCUGCUCCACAUGCCUUUCCCCUUUCGUCUGCCACAUCAGCAGCAGCGUCAGCACAUGGAGCUCAGCAUCGGAAGUGUGCAUCGGCGCUGCAUGGUGUAGUCACUCUACAGGGAAUGCUUGUGCCCUUGUGGCUGUUGCCAGAGCUGCAUUCAAAGUACCGUAAAGGCUAGCGCUUGUUUGCAGCAACUCCUGCUAGCAAAUGACCACGUGCAUAUUGAGUACAUCUUAUUUACAAAUCGACUUUGUUUUUGGAGAUAGAAACCAUCGCGUGUAGCUGUUGGUAUCAUGGCAUUGAGAUCAGUAACGCGUAAAAUGCAGGUUGCUUCAAAUUCCUAGAUUCGCUCUCCAGCAUGGUCAUUCUCCCUUCCAUCGCGCCCCUUCCCAUCGCGCCCGCGACACAUCCGCACUGCAUUGCACGCUCCUCCGUCGCCCACACGCUCGCGUGACUUCAGGGGAGUCUCUUCGCCGCUUGCCCCACGUCUCCGCCACUCCGCCCCCAUGUCCCCCUCGCUGCGCGCGCAUUUGCCGUGCGCCGCAGCCCCCUCACGCGCAUGUCUCCCCGCUCCCCUUCCCUCCGCUUGUCCCCUCCCUGCGCGCGGAAGGCGCGUGGCGGCACCUGCUCUGCUGCCGGCCAAUUCCCGCACCCCCGGCUUCCACAAUGAACGCUCCUCUCGAUAUAGACCCAAACCACCGCAUUUCACGCCGCGAUCGUCGCUAGACUCCCCGCCUCCUGAAGCGCAAGCGGAAACACCGCCCGAAUCCCCGCUCCCCCCCGCCGCCGAACCUCCCCGCGUUCAGCCCCGUCCCACGUGGCUAGAGUAUGACGUGGCGCUAUACGACAAAGACCUGCCACGUGCCCUUUCCAUCGCCACCGCGCUGGCCCCUCGAAGGCCGGCAGGCGAAGCCACUCGGGAAAGCGCCGGAUUCCUGGAUCUACCCGCGGAGACGGGGGGAAUGGUGGCGCAGGGGGGACUGGGGCAGGCGCAACUGGAGGGCGGGGCGGCGGUUACGGGGGAGGAGGGGGGGGAGGAGGGGGAGGAAGGGGAGGAGGGGGAGGUGGAGCGGCAGCGGCGGUGGCUGCGGCUGCUGGAGUUGGGGAAGGCGGAGAGCGACCUGCGCGUGGUGGGGCGCACGUACGAAUGGCUGCGCAGCGAGGGGCUCCUGAGGAACUUCGGACGGUUCCAAACCAGCAUACUGGAGGGCGUGCCUCGCGUCGUCACUCCCAAGGUGCUCAGAGACCGAUCGGGCCUCCAAGCGGCGAACCUGGCCCCGCAGAAGUGGGGCACGUCCACACCGUGGCUGCCCGUCGCGCUCUUCGCAGCCUUCUCCGCGCUGGUGGACGUCGGGGUGGACCUGCGCCCGCUCGCCAUCAUCUCGCUUGGCCUCGCCAUGGGCGACGCCAUGUACCUGGGGGGGGCGGGCGCGGGGCAGGUGCUGAUGCUGCUGUGGGCGCCGUUCAGGGAGCGUGUGCUGGUGCACGAGGCGGGGCACGUCGUGGCGGCGUAUCUUCUAGGGUGCCCCGUGCGCGGGGUGCUCCUGGACGCGUUUGAGGCGAUGCGGGUGGGCGUGCGCGGGCAGGCGGGGACGCAGUUCUGGGACGAGCAGCUCGAGGACGAGCUCCGCGCCGGCCAGCUCUCCUCUGCCUCCGUCGACCGCUACAGCAUAGUGCUGUUCGCGGGCGUGGCAGCGGAAGCCAUGCAGUACGGGCAGGCGCAGGGGGGGGAGGGCGACGAGAACCUCUUCAAGGCGUUCCUCAGCAACCUCACGCCCUCCUGGUCGGGGCCCCAGAUGGCCAACCAGGCGCGGUGGGCAGUGCUGCAGGCGUUCCUGCUGCUGCAGCGCAACCGGGCGGCGCACAGUGCAGUGGUGGAGGUGCUGAAAGCGGGGGGCGGCAUGGGGGACAUCGUGAUGGCCAUGGAGCGCAACAUGGCUGGCUGAUACGUGCACAGCACACUCGGGGUCAAAAGAGGGCUGGCGGUUGGGGAAGGCUGUAUAAUGUACGGAUGAUGUGUUCUCGUUUUGCAAAUGUUUGAUGUGCACCGUAUAU
Molecule: messenger RNA, 2074 nt
Organism: Closterium sp. NIES-67
Lineage: Eukaryota; Viridiplantae; Streptophyta; Zygnematophyceae; Desmidiales; Closteriaceae
Source: the annotation of a GenBank genome assembly